UUUUUCAUGUUCAAAAUCUGUUCACGCAGCGUGUUUAGCGUUCUUCCUGACUCAUAAGUUACACACGAAGAAGAUGAAAGUGACAGUGAACAUGUUGCUUCCACAUCUAAGCGCUCACAAUGAGGAUCUUCAAGCUUCUUCUGCUGUCUUUCGCCAUCUUCUCUCCGAAUAUCCUCUCAGCCUCACAUCCAUGGCGACGAUACGACCCCUGCCCAUCCUCAAUCUCAGCCAAGAUCCCUGGCACCUGUAACGGCCACCCUCAAUUCGAGACCAUGUCCGACGUGCACCACGCGCUUCUAUCCUGCCCCAAUAUCACCGCUCUGGAUCUCCGCAUCGCUGUCCCAGGCUGCAGCGACUGGACCGAUCGCUUGAAUCUUCCUCUGAGCCUGCAUGGCGGCAAGUGCUAUCCUCCACUCCGCUCUCUGACCCUGGGAACCUACUACUUCUCCGGGCGCCCAGUCGAUGAGACCCAGUGGGAGAGGCCAGGCCUGACAUGGUACGAGCGGGCUCUCGAAUGGGCCCUCUCCGGCCCCGCAUCAUUCAAGCGUCUAUCUUACCUCCAUCUGCCUCAGCUGCAACGCGAAAAGACGAACCUCGAUCUCUGGCUCGACGCCAUGGACUUCGGUAAGCUCGAAAACCUCGCCUUGUCAGCCGGACGCAGUUCUGUUGAUGACAAAUUCUUCCUCAACAAAAUGGCCACACACCUCACCGGCCUGAAACGCCUUCUACUCAAUCACGAGACCGAACGGUCUGACGAAACCUUCACCUUCCUGCAUAACCUCAACUCAUCGCUGACUCACCUGACCUUGACGAACAUCUGGGACACAGAGAGCAAUACAAACAUCCUCACGCCUAUCGUCGCCACCCACGGUGACUCCCUUCAAUACCUCGACAUUCAUUCCUUCGAACCAAACGUCGAGCUCUCGCCUGUAUUCUCUCCCCAGCAACUAAUCGACAGCCUUCCUCGGCUCCUGAACCUUUCGCACCUCGCGCUGAACAUCGCACGAAACGGCACAUGGCCCCUUGAAACCUUUGCAGCGAUUGCCUCCAGCACAUCACAUCUGACAAGCCUAGAUCUAUGGCUCAACAUCGCAUCAGAAUGCCGGCACCAGAAGCCAGAUUUACCACCCUGGCACCCAAAGCACAGUCCUACCCAAGGCACUUGCACCGGCGCUGAACAGUUCCUCCUGCCGUAUGUCAACGAGACAACAGCUCUCAAAGUAUUUGAGUUCUUGCGCCAGCACAAAGCAGGCAGCGUCCUGCAAAACGUCACGUUCUGGGUUGGAGACUGGACUAGACCGUGGGCUGGGCCGCACGUCCCGAGUUGGAUAGAAGGCCGAAAAGCAUUGGUCAGAUGCACAAGCGAGGCAGACCCAGACGGAAGAGGUCAGUGCCAUGUCGAGGUUGGAGAGAGAUAUUGGGAAAGAGGAGACCAAGACGCACGGGACUGGGCAUAUAUUGAAGGACAGCUUGCUAGGCUGGCAGAGCCUAAACGAUAAUGACUGGGAACUCUGAUUCUUCUCUUGUGCCAUGUCGAAGUCGGAGAAGAAUAUUGGGAGAAAGGGAGACAGCGACGAAUGCAAUUACGGGUACAGAAAAGACCCAAGGUAUCUUGGUAUCAUGCAGGUCAAUGAAAUUACCUAGGAGAAGAUCGGUACUCAUACACAUGUGAAGGUAGCCCAUGUCGCUCAAUACCCUCGAUGUCAUCCAGCACUCGUAUUAGCCCCACUCUCUGCAAUUCGUAACCAUUCCGUACAAAUCGCGACGACACAGCCCUAAAACGCCUCAAAGCUUUUGUGAGAAAGCGCUUUUCGAUAAUG
Exophiala viscosa is the source of this 1820-nucleotide messenger RNA. RefSeq lists its product as uncharacterized. The transcript is spliced from 2 exons. Bases 120 to 1499 code for a protein of 459 amino acids. The record is from RefSeq and is a predicted model, not a curated record. NCBI's taxonomy places the organism in Eukaryota, Fungi, Ascomycota, Eurotiomycetes, Chaetothyriales, Herpotrichiellaceae.